UUUUCUUUCUCUUCCGGUUGUCGUCCGUUCGUGUGGUAGAUACACCAGAGUCAAAAUGGCAAAGUCCAAAAACCACACAACCCACAACCAGUCUCGUAAAGCCCACAGGAAUGGCAUCAAGAAGCCCAGAUCUCAGCGUUAUGAGUCACUCAAGGGGGUGGACCCUAAGUUCCUGAGGAACAUGCGCUUUGCUAAGAAGCACAACAAGAAGGGCGCAAAGGCAGCAAUGAAGCAGGCAGCGCAGAAAUAAGCAUCCUGUCACCCCGUGUCUGUCAGUGUUUCAUAGACUGUGUUACCACCAUCACAAUAAAGCUAUGCUUUGUUAACAAACACA
Molecule: messenger RNA, 334 nt
Organism: Scomber japonicus (chub mackerel)
Lineage: Eukaryota; Metazoa; Chordata; Actinopteri; Scombriformes; Scombridae
Gene: rpl29
Product: ribosomal protein L29
Exons: 4
Coding region: 56-250 (64 amino acids)
Biological process (GO): cytoplasmic translation
Cellular component (GO): ribosome; cytosolic large ribosomal subunit
Molecular function (GO): structural constituent of ribosome
Source: RefSeq, a predicted model, not a curated record